GUUCUCACCGUGUUUAGAGCCUCACAGAAUAAACAAUAGCCAAUUAAAAGAGUCUAAAAGAAUGAGGCAGAAUAUUCCUUAAAGGAGAAAUAAGUACAUCUAUCUAUCUUUGUAUUAGAUCUUUAAUAAUGCAGUCAGCAGAAGAGGGACACGUCACCCCGGAGGAUCUACAACAUGAAGGAUUCCAGAUAAAAAUAAUAAAAAAGGAAGAAGAUGAAGAUGAGGACGAUGAUUUCGUCUGUGAAGGAUCUUUAAUUCCUGUGGAACAAGUCAUCUCUGAGGAACAUCUCACCCAAGUGGACCAACAGUGUGGAGGUUUCCAGAUGAAGCCUGUGAAGAAGGAAGAACCUGAAGAUACAGAACUGAACGAUGAUUCCUCCUGCUCCUCGUGUCCAUGUUCCUCUACAACCCAAAAUCACCUCCACAAUCACAUCAAGAGCUGCAAUGAUGAUGAAUAUGAGACUCUGGUGAAGUCUGAGACUGAACAUGAGAAUCUGUGUGGGAAGGGUUUCACUACACUGACUGCUCUCAAAAGUCACCAGCGCAUUCACACUGGAGAGAAACCAUAUCAGUGCUCACAGUGUGGGAAGAGUUUUAAUGCACAGAGUCAUCUCAAACAACACCUGCGCAUUCACACCGGAGAGAAACCAUACCAGUGCUCACAGUGUGAGAAGAGUUUUAAUACACAGGGUAAUCUCAACAUACACCAGCGCAUUCACACUGGAGAGAAACCAUAUCAGUGCUCACAGUGUGAGAAGAGUUUUAAUACACAGGGUAAUCUCAACAUACACCAGCGCAUUCACACUGGAGAGAAACCGUAUCAGUGCUCACAGUGUGGGAAGAGUUUUAAUCAACCGAGUCAUCUGAAAACCCACCAGCGCAUUCACACUGGAGAGAAACCGUAUUAUUGCUCACAGUGUGGGAAGAGUUUUAAUCAACAGAGUAGUCUCAAAACCCACCAGCACAUUCACACUGAAGAGAAACCGUAUCAGUGCUCACAGUGUGAGAAGAGCUUUUAUAUACAGAGUGCUCUUAAAAAUCACCAGCGCAUUCACACUGGAGAGAAACCAUAUCAGUGCUCACAGUGUGGGAACUGCUUUGCUCAUUUAAUAACAUUUAAGAAACACAAGUGUGACACAUUCAAUUGUGGGCAGCUGUAGCCUAGUGGUUAAAAUACUGGUUCAGUAAUCAGAAGAUUGCCGGUACAAGCCUCACCACUGCCAGGUUGCCACUGUUGGGCUCUAGAGCAAGGCCCUUAACCCUCAAUUGCUUAGACUGUAUACUGUCACACUACUGUAAGUCGCUUUGAAUAAAAGCAUCUGCUAAAUGCUGAAAAUGUAAAAAUGUAAUUGUACCAAAUAAAUGAAGGGUUUGAUUUUUAAUACCACA
Molecule: messenger RNA, 1389 nt
Organism: Trichomycterus rosablanca
Lineage: Eukaryota; Metazoa; Chordata; Actinopteri; Siluriformes; Trichomycteridae
Product: zinc finger protein 239-like
Exons: 3
Coding region: 129-1160 (343 amino acids)
Biological process (GO): regulation of transcription by RNA polymerase II
Cellular component (GO): PcG protein complex; transcription regulator complex; chromatin
Molecular function (GO): RNA polymerase II cis-regulatory region sequence-specific DNA binding; DNA-binding transcription factor activity, RNA polymerase II-specific
Source: RefSeq, a predicted model, not a curated record